Molecule: messenger RNA, 3246 nt
Organism: Cynara cardunculus var. scolymus (artichoke)
Lineage: Eukaryota; Viridiplantae; Streptophyta; Magnoliopsida; Asterales; Asteraceae
Product: C2 and GRAM domain-containing protein At5g50170
Exons: 9
Coding region: 105-3140 (1011 amino acids)
Source: RefSeq, a predicted model, not a curated record
CAUCGUUAUCCUCCAUUCCAAUCUUCCACAAAGACAAAACCCAUUUCACAUUUCAUCAAACCCUCACAGUUUCACCACAAAAUCUUCAUCUUUUCCAUCACAUAAUGAGGCUCUACGUCUACGUUUUAGAAGGCAAGAAUUGGGAAGUCGACGAAUCGUUCGUAAAACUCAGAGUCGGAAAGUCCAAAUCAAGAACUAGGGUUUUGAAGAACACGAAAACCCCAAUUUGGAAUGAAGAAUUUGCAUUCAGGGUUCAUUCGUUAGACGAUCAACUUACUGUGUCUGUUCAUCAUCAUCAUCAUCAUGAAGGUAUUGGUUUCUUGAAGAAUGGUUCUAGGAAUUUGGUGGGUCGGGUUCGGAUCCCUUUGUGGUCUGUUGCUGCUGAAGAGAAUCAUCAUUUGCCACCCACCUGGUUUUCCAUUGAAACCCAUAAGUCCAAAAAAUCAAUCAAUCAAGAAUGUGGGAAGAUUCUUGUCGCUCUUUCUCUGCACGGAAGAGGCCAAGACGUAUCCAACGAUUACCCAUUCGACUUGCAAUCCAACAUCACCGAUAACAGCAACGACGAAUGUGACAGCAAACACAGCCCGUCACACGAUUCCAACAGCUCAAAAUCACCACGAAAGAUGAUGAAAUCCAUUGUCGAAAAGCUUUUCAGUAAACACGACGAUUCCGCCAUGAAUUCAUCCGACAAUGGUGAGUCAACCGAAGAACCUGCCUUCACUACUUCCUUUGAAGAUUCCAUGGAAACCAUGGAAUCCACAGACGAAGGAAGGGAAACGCCGGAAAAUCUCCAAGGAGGUGUUCUUAUUGACGAAACUUACGUAAUACCUCCCAAAGAUCUCAACCAUUUCAUAUUUGCUCCGGAUUCGCAGUUUCGGAAAGAUUUAGCAGCGAUUCAGGGUACAACGGAUGUUCACGAGGGUCCGUGGACAUGGGAAUCCGAUAAGAUGUCGUCGUUAACGCGAACCGUUACUUAUACGAAGGCAGCAUCGAAGUUGGUCAAGGCUUCGAAAGUUACAGAAGAACAGACUUACGUUAGAGCAAGCGGGAUCGAAUAUGCGGUUUUUGUAAGAGUGAAUACACCUGAUGUUCCAUAUGGAAAUACCUUUCGAGUUGAACUAUUGUAUAAGAUAACUCGAGUUCCCGAGCUCGGAGGAGAUGAAACAUCGCGGAUUAUAGUUUCUUGGCGGGUUCAUUUCAAUCAGAGUACGAUGAUGAAGGGUAUGAUCGAAGGGGGAGCUAAGCAAGGAUUGAAAGAGAGUUUUGACCAGUUUUCGGCAUUGCUGGCCGAAAGAUUCAAAUUGGCAAACCCGUCGGCCGGAUUAGAUAAAGAUCACGCGUUGGCGAGCCUGCAGAACGAGCACCAGUCGGAUUGGGAGUUAGCCGUCGAAUAUUUUUGUAACUUCAUGGUGAUUUCGACCGUGUUUAUGGUUCUUUAUACCGUUGUUCACAUCUUGCUCUGCGAGCCACCGCGGAUUCAGGGUUUGGAGUUUAACGGUCUUGAAUUGCCGGAUAGUUUUGGUGAACUCGUUACGUGUGGGAUCAUUUUCUUCAACUUGGAGCGCGUUUCUAUCAUGGUUUCGCAUUUCGUUCAAGCUAGACUGCGUAGAGGAAAUGAUCAUGGUGUCAAAGCUCAAGGUGAAGGGUGGGUGCUUACUGUAGCGCUCAUCGAGGGAACCAACUUGGCUCCAUUGGAUUCAUCGGGUUUCUCAGAUCCGUACGUAGUUUUGACAUGCAACGGAAAGACAAGAACGAGCUCCGUCAAGCUUCAAACGCUCGAUCCUCGAUGGAACGAGAUACUCGAGUUUGAUGCUUCAGAAGAACCGCCAUCAUUGUUGGAUGUUGAGGUUUUCGACUUCGAUGGUCCUUUUGGUCAACCGACAUCACUCGGGCACUCCGAGAUUAGAUUCUUGAGACAUACGGCGGCGGAAUUGGCGGACAUGUGGGUCCCUCUCGAUGGAAAACUUGCGCAGUCUUUUCAGUCGAAGUUGCAUUUAAGAAUUUUCUUGGAUAAUACCAACGGAGUUGAAACGAUCAAAGAGUACUUGACGAAAGUUGAGAAAGAAGCGGGGAAAAAGCUCCACGUGAAGUCCCCUCAUCGGAACUCGACAUUUCAAAAGCUUUUUAGCUUGCCACCGGAGGAGUUCCUCAUCAACGAUUUCUCGUGCUCUCUCAAAAGAAAAUUACCCCUUCAGGGUCGACUGUUUGUAUCUUCACGGAUUGUCGGGUUCUACGCCAACUUUUUUGGACACAAAACGAAGUUUUCGUUCCUGUGGGAAGAUGUUGAAGACAUUCAAGUGCUUCCUCCGUCGUUGGCAUCCGUUGGUAGUCCGAUCCUUGUCAUGGUUCUGCACAAAGAUCGAGGUGUCGACGCCCGACACGGUGCAAAGUCUCAAGACGAACAGGGCCGACACCGUUUCUAUUUCCAUUCAUUUGUGUCGUUUAAUUCUGCAAGACGGACGAUUAUGGCGUUAUGGAGAACAAGAAUGUUGAGCGGAUAUCAGAAAACCGACGACGACUUUGAGGAUCAACACGAACAAGAUAAAGCUGACGACUUUGAGGAUCAACACGAACACGACGAAAAGGGUCUACAAGAAGACGUGGCUUCCCAUUUGGUAUUCGAAGAUGCAAAAAUGUCGAAGAUUUACUCGGUGGAACUUCCGUUCAGUGUUGAGUCGACGAUGGAGAUCUUUAAAGGAGGGAACUUGGAGCAGAAAGUGAUGGGAAAAUUGGGUUGUUUGAAUUACAACACGACGAAUUGGGAACCUGUAUAUGAUCGUUCUAACGUGGCUGAACGUCGCUUAUGUUACAAGUUGAACCGAAGGGUGUCGAGCUUUGGCGGUGACGUCAUGUGCACGCAACAGAAGACACCAAUUGUCGACGGUAAAGGGUGGAUUGUGACGGAGGCUAUGUGUCUGCGCGAUGUGCCAUUCGGCGACCACUUUUAUGUUCAGGUUAAAUACAAGGCGAUGGAGCGUAGACCGGGAUGGUGCGGUUGUGAUGUCUUCGUCGGGGUUGCGUGGCUCAAAAGUUGCGGGUUCGAGCAGCGAAUAAGCCGAAACGUGGUUGCGAAGUUGAGUGAUCGGGUUCGGGAGAUGUUGGAGUUGAUGGAGAGGGAGAUUUUGCUGUCGUGUUGCUGAUGAUGUUACAUGAACAAUUAGCAAUUUAGCAUCGUAUAAUAUUUUUGUUAAUUAUUUUAAGUGUUGUUAAUUACAUAAUCUUUAUCUUUAUAUAUAUAAAAGGAAA